Myripristis murdjan (pinecone soldierfish) is the source of this 1706-nucleotide messenger RNA. RefSeq names its product solute carrier family 30 member 7 (gene slc30a7). Gene Ontology annotation, molecular function: zinc ion transmembrane transporter activity. The record is from RefSeq and is a predicted model, not a curated record. The coding region runs from base 85 to 1293 and encodes 402 amino acids. Gene Ontology annotation, biological process: zinc ion import into Golgi lumen; intracellular zinc ion homeostasis. The transcript is spliced from 11 exons. Gene Ontology annotation, cellular component: membrane; cytoplasmic vesicle; Golgi apparatus. Lineage: Eukaryota; Metazoa; Chordata; Actinopteri; Holocentriformes; Holocentridae.
AAUCGAACCAAACCGGAAGUGGCUAGCUAGCGCCUAGCCUGUGAGUGUGUGUGUGCGUGUGUGUGUGUGUGUUGAGGUGUGAACAUGUUACCUUUAUCUAUUAAAGACGACGAGUACAAACCGGCCAAGUUCAACCUGCUGCUCAAGGUGUCGGGAUGGUUCCGGUCGAUCCUGUCCGACAAAACCUCCAGGAAUCUGUUCUUCUUCCUGUGUCUGAACCUGUCCUUCGCCUUCGUGGAGCUGCUCUACGGCAUCUGGAGCAACAGUCUAGGUCUGAUCUCAGACUCCUUCCACAUGUUCUUCGACUGCACGGCUCUGCUGGCCGGCCUCGCUGCUUCUGUCAUCUCCAGGUGGAGGUCCAACGACUGCUUCUCCUACGGCUAUGUGAGGGCUGAGGUGCUCGCCGGCUUUGUCAAUGGACUCUUCCUCAUCUUCACCGCCUUCUUCAUCUUCUCUGAAGGAGUGGAGCGUGCUCUGGAGCCUCCGGAUGUUCACCACGAGCGGCUGCUUCCUGUCUCUGUGGCCGGACUGCUCGUCAACCUGGUCGGCAUCUUCGUCUUCCAACAUGGAGGACACGGACACUCCCACGGAGACGCAGGUCACGGCCACAGCCACUCGCUGUUCAACGGCAGCCUGAACCACGGCCACGACCACAGAGGGAAACACGGCCACGGGCACAGCCACGGCCACGGCCACGGGCAUGAGCACAGCCACGGCCACGGGCACGAGCACGGCGGGCACGGGCACGGGCACGGCCACGGGCACGAGCACGGCGGGCACGGGCACAGUCACAGCCAUGAGGAUGCACACUGCCAUGAUGAGCUGCAGCACACACCUGGGAAAGGCUCUAGCAGACAGAUCCUGCAAGGCGUGUUCCUGCACAUCGUGGCCGACACGCUGGGCAGCGUGGGCGUGAUCAUCUCUGCCAUCCUGAUGCAGAAAUACGAGCUGAUGAUCGCCGACCCCAUCUGCUCCAUGCUGAUCUCCAUCCUGAUCGGAGUCAGUGUGGUGCCGCUGCUGAGGGAAUCCAUCGGCAUCCUGAUGCAGAGGACUCCGCCCACGCUGGACCACGCCCUGCCCGAGUGCUACCAGAGGGUGCAGCAGCUGCAGGGGGUGUAUAACCUGCAGGAGCCUCACUUCUGGACUCUGUGUACGGACGUUUACAUCGGAACGCUGAAGCUGCUGGUCGCCCCGGACGCCGACACGCGCUGGGUCCUGAGCCAAACGCACCACAUCUUCACCCAGGUGGGAGUGCGACAGCUGUACGUACAGAUCGACGUGGCGGCCAUGUAGAAGCCCCGCCCCCUCCUCUGGACUCCUGGGACCAAAGCCCUCAGCGUGCCGCGCUGGGUCACCUGACCUCCGACCCGACCGAGGACCAAUGAAGCGGCGGCUCGCCUGCGGGACACACGGAGGCCAGACGGGGGCGGAGCGGCCGACCUGACUGUGAUUUCCCAUCAUGCUCUCCUGCGGAGCGUCGCGGACGAACUGACACGCCCCCUUUUGAUGAAACGUGCAGCUGCGGGCUCCGGGCGGCUCCAGCUGCAUUCUGGGUAAAAGUGCCUUCGUAGUGAAUCAGAGACGAUCUGAAUGUUUCCUGUGAACGCGGCUGAAGCCUCAUCACGCCUCGCCACGCCGCCGUCCAACUGUGUCCCUCCGCCACCCCCAACCCCCCCCCACUGUAAUAAACAACUUCCUGUCCGUCA